CAGACGCUCUCCUUCAAGCGACAAAGCUGCUCUGCGUGCAUCAGCCUACAUGGUUUUCGCCCCCAAGGAGGCUAUCCAUGAAGAACCACUGCUCACGCGCACCUUCGUGUCCUUUGCAUUCCUAGCGCAUGUUCGCUCCUUUCUCUGCUCUUCCUUCAUUCAUUUUUAAACUGUGAUCGAGAAAUUUCCCUAAGGUGCGUUUGUUCACCUUCGCGAUUCUAGAUUCUGCGCGUAGUGCAACGUCCCACGCCAGCGACUGAUUCCAUCGUUGGUAUCUGUUUCUCGAUCCUUGGAUACUCUGCACAAUGCGCCCAACCCCGAUUCGCCUGCGACGAUUGACGGAGUAGAGACGAGAAGACUCGAGUUGGCCACUCAGAGCCAUGUCCAGCUUAGCCAGCAGCAAUCAGUUCGACCAUCGUCACACAGAACUUCUCAAAGCGUCAAGCGCAGGUAAAGAGGAAGUUGUCUUCAGUCUCAUCGAUGGAGAAUUAUGGUCCACGCAGACGGAUCGCGAUGCGCUGCGACAGUCGUUGCAGCGCGUUGCUGGCCGUGGGAAUGCGCGACUGGCCCAAUAUCUGCUGGGCAAGGGAGCUGAGGUCAAUGUUAGGAGGGAUAGCGAAACAAGCGCUUUGUAUCAAGCUGCCCGGGCCGGCCACAACAAAGUGGUAGAGAUGCUACUUCGGCAUGGCGCAGUAACGGAGUGGAGGGACAAGGACGGUCGAACCGCGCUGUGGACGCCUGUCAUGAGAGGCUUUACUGAUACUGUUCAGCUGCUCCUUAAGGGUCGGGCGAACAUAAAUGCGCGCGACAAAGAGGGGAGGACGAUCCUGAUCCACCUUGCCGCUGAGAAGCCCGGCCGAUGGAUGCAGGACAAGAAGUUAGAGAUGGUGCAUCUGCUGUUAAAGAAUGGGGCAGACAUUGAAGCGAAGGAUUACACACGGAGGACAGCACUGAGCUGGGCGGCGGCGACAGGCAAGGCAGAGCUGUGUGAACUGUUGCUUGAGGGUAAAAGCGGGAAGAAGGCAGAUAUCAGAGCUCACAACAGCAAGCAGCAGACAGCGUUGCACUGGGCAUGCGAAAAUAACCACGAGGAAACGGUAAAGGUACUUCUGGAGCACAAUGCAGAUCCUGCUGCUCGAAGCGACGGGAACUGGACGCCGUUACACAUGGCUGCGCAAAGGGGACAUACCAAAGUGGUCAAGCUGUUGCUGGAACAGGGUGACAGGACGCCGGUCAACUCGCAGCUCACAAAUGGGAUGACAGCGCUCCACUGGGCGGCAUUUAGGGGACACAAGGAGGUGGUAGAAUUAUUGCUCCAAAGACCGGACACAAAACUAUGGUUGAAAGACACAUAUGACCGAACUGCUAUUCUUUGCGCCGCAGAGAACAAGCACCGAGACAUCGUCACACGGUUAUCUCCAGGGAUGACAGGUGACCGUUUGUCACAGAUUGAGAUGGAGGCCAGCAAAAGAUUCCAAGCGACCGUCGUCGAUUUCGGUGAGUUCCGCGAUGGCAAGAAGCAGCUCGUCUUCAAAGACCACAGCGUGUACGAAUUGCUCCAUGGCUGGGAUGCUGAGAAAAACAAGCCCCUUGUUGCUACGCACGUCAAGAGCGUGAGGCACCAACCAGCUUUCCGGUGGAUCCAUCUUCCAGCCAACAAUAUAGCAUGGGUUGAGACUCUGUUGGCGAAGGCGUUUGUGGAGGGAGGGUGCAAAGACAUUGAGGACUACAAGGCGCUGGAGAAAUGCUUUAACCAAGAGCACAGGGGUCCUGAGGCUCAUGCACAUUUCAUGAGACCAUGGAGCCAGCGAUAUGCCAUCUCUCCCUUCAGGGCAGAGAAGCCUAUUGAUCCUCCGCCGGAGAUAAUAGUCGGGUCGGAAAGAGGAGACGGACAAUUGGAGCAAUCGGCCGCCACACUGGUGAUCACACCAGCUGAAGGAGAUGCAGAGCUGUCUCCCAUCUCCACACCGAAAAGACCACCACCGUCGCCGCCAGGUACGGAGACUGCCGGGUCAGGACGCAAGAAACCAAAAAAAGUGAGGGAAACGAUUGAAGAUCGUCACGGCAAGACUCAAAAGAGGCGUAAUGGGCCGCAGAAUGACGGCCAAUCGAAGAGGCAGAAGGCCGCGGAGGCGAACAAGGCGCCGAGUGGAGCGCCAAAAAAUGCGCCCUCCACGCCAGGCGCGAACGGCAAGAUCGUGCUCUUCAUGCCUUUUUUACAUUAUGAGUCAGACGGGAAGCGCCGACGUAUGGCAGAAGCGGUUCAGCUCGCCCGCCGGCAUGAUGCUGAUCUCGAAUCGAUACCGGCGAAAGCGUGCGCCGACGAUCUGCUCAUUAAGGCGUACCUGAAUCACGAACCUCCACUCCACGUACGGCGGACACUUGACCAAUUCUUCUAUCACAGCAUCGAUACUUCCGAGCGCGAUGUGGAUCAGGUCGUAUAUCGGCACUUCAAGCGCAAUCUGAAAGAUAAAGAGCCCAUGGUCUUUAUGGUUGAUCAGCUGUGGAUGUGGAUCCUUGGAAAGGAACUCAUUGUGACAUCCUUCCCGCAACGGUGGGACCAACCCGCCAACGAGGAUCCGCUCAAUGUCCUCCUCGGCAUUAUCGAGGAUAUGAACGCGAAAACCAGACCUCCGGUCGGUAGCGUGUAUGAUCUCGCGAUGCUGAUCACGGGCCGAUGCUGCGGCGUCUUCGACAGGCAUCGACAGGGUAGCGAGGUCUACCAAUUUCUGGACAUGUUCGAAAUCGCAAUCGGACAGAUUACAAACCGUGAGGCCCGCCUGUUUGAGCGGUUCAAACUUGCGUCAGCUGCAACGUCAAUGUAUCUUAUGGACGUGAACUCCGUUCGCGAGUCACGCCGUUUUCCUGAGAUAUCUCCAUCGAGACGCAGCUGCUGGCUGAAAUCAAGGAUAUCCAAGACGAGCUCGCGAUACUGAACAUGGUGCUACAGUAUCAAAGCAACGUGCUCCCAGAAGUAGCAGACAACAUCAUAAGAGAGCUAGGAGGGAAGAAGAGUCACGCAGCCACGGAGGUAGAACGUAAAAUGAAAGAGCAGCUGAAGUUGAUCCAAAUACAUAUGAAGGACAUGGAGCGCAUGAGGAAGCAGACGCAGGGAAUAUACACAUCUCUCACCAAUCUGCUGGACCUUAAGCAGAAACACGCGAAUGCCUUCGAGGCUCGAUUCGCAUCAAACCAGGCGGCUCUAACAGCCAGGCAGGGGCAAACGGUGCUGUUGUUCACCAUCGUGACAAUCAUCUUUCUUCCCAUGAGCUUUAUUGCAUCCUUUUUCGCAAUUAACAUCAAGGACUGGGAGAACGCUGAUCGUGGACAAGGUCUGACGCUAGGCUACGUCAGCAAAUACAUCUUCAGCAUCAGCCUGGGAAUCUCCGUUCCGCUCAUCGCGGUGGCUUUCCUCUUCGAUGACAUCGCCAUCUUCUUGCGCAAGAAGACAAGAUGGCUGCGUCGCCGGAGGCGAUCUCAACCGAACAACGAAGCCAAGGAAGGAAGGCAGAUGAGCGACCUGGAGCACAAAGUUCAAGCCAUGCUCGAUGUCCCCCGUGCGUCCUUGGCUACGGGGAUAGCGAGGGAAGAAAAAAUCAGAAAAAGCUUCGAUGCGGCAGUGGCGUCUCCGAGAGACAAAGACAAAAUCGAGUGGGAACUCAUGGAGGGAAAGGAGGGACUGCGAGCGAGGAUGAGAAGAGAGAGCAGGGCCAGCCGUGGGAGUAAUUGGAGUAGGCCUCGCGUGAGCUUUGAAAGGAGGAGAAGAAGACCUAGCGAUGAUCUUGAAGGAGGUGUCGUACAAAGCAAUGGCAGUGCUAGGUUAGGGGAUUGAAUGAAAUGUCUACGCCGACAGACUCAAUCUAUAUAUAUACCCCCGCUUUUCGAUCGAACCUAUGAGAUAAUUUUUAGUCUUCGUACUUGCUAAUGUAAGAAAAUUGGUAUCACUUCUCGAAU
Verruconis gallopava is the source of this 3954-nucleotide messenger RNA. RefSeq lists its product as hypothetical. Gene Ontology annotation, cellular component: membrane; cytoplasm; nucleus. Lineage: Eukaryota; Fungi; Ascomycota; Dothideomycetes; Venturiales; Sympoventuriaceae. Gene Ontology annotation, molecular function: metal ion transmembrane transporter activity; protein binding. The transcript is spliced from 2 exons. Bases 381 to 2936 code for a protein of 851 amino acids. The record is from RefSeq and is a predicted model, not a curated record. Gene Ontology annotation, biological process: metal ion transport; transmembrane transport.